This is a messenger RNA of Sorghum bicolor (sorghum), 2124 nucleotides long. RefSeq lists its product as uncharacterized. Gene Ontology annotation, cellular component: nucleus. Gene Ontology annotation, biological process: regulation of transcription by RNA polymerase II. Gene Ontology annotation, molecular function: RNA polymerase II cis-regulatory region sequence-specific DNA binding; DNA-binding transcription factor activity, RNA polymerase II-specific; protein dimerization activity. The transcript is spliced from 9 exons. The record is from RefSeq and is a predicted model, not a curated record. Bases 428 to 1915 code for a protein of 495 amino acids. NCBI's taxonomy places the organism in Eukaryota, Viridiplantae, Streptophyta, Magnoliopsida, Poales, Poaceae.
CCUCCUCCAUCUCCUCUCCCUUCUCUUCGAUCUCCCCCUCUCUUCUCUCUCUCUCUCCGGCCGGCCAUCAGUUCCAGCGACUGCGGCCUUCGUUCGUCCCCGCAGUCAGCCGCCGCCGCCGCCGCCGCCGCCGGUUUCUUUCCGAAUUGCGAUGUGUGUGUUCUGUGCUGUGGAUCGAGGGCAGCUGGGUGCCCUGCUUUCUCGACUCUGUUUCUCUUUGCACUGAUUGAGUGAAUGAGUCGAGAAUCACGUCGUGAUGAAGUGCCUGCUACCUGCUUGGUUGCCCCUUCUGCCUUCCUCUCCUCACUGACAAGGGCCGGCCUCUGUUAUCUUAAACUCUGUUCCAUCUGAAUUUCUGAACCUUCAAACUCUGUUCCACGACCAUAAUCUUUUCUUUUCCAGGCAUCCCACAACCAAGCAAAGCAAGAUGGGCGGUUUCGUGGAUCCCUUCGUCCCGGAAUCUGCUUGGCCACAGGACACCAUGUUCAUCGGCUCAUCCUGGCCAGCAGCAGGCCCUGCAGGGACGUACCUGGGAGGAGCAGGAGCUGCUGCACCAGAUCAGCUUCACCUCCAGAACGUCUCCUCCUCCUCCACAGGAGCGCUCUUGAACGGCAGCGCCAAGGAGAUCGUGUCGCUGUCGCCGGUGGAGGAGCUGCACGAGCAGUUCCUGAGCGCGCACCUGCCGCUGCCGGCGGACGACGUGGCGCCGCAGGGCCUCAACUUUGAAGUGGACUCGGUGGUUCUGAGCACGCCCUGCGCAAUAUCGCUCGCCGACAGCGCACCUGUGGUGUGCUGCAGCUCCAACGACAGCAGCGGGAGCGAGCAGUCCGGCCUGCCGCCGUUCCUCCUCCUCGGGGUCGGGGAGCAGCAGCCGGCGUGGGCGCCUUCCACGUUCCCGCGGAUUUCGUCCUUGGUUGGGGAAGAAACCUCGCAGAGCUGCUUCGGUUUCAGCAACCAUCUCCUGCGUGAGGCCUCCUGUGCCGCUGAUGCCAAGAAGUAUCCACAGCUAGGCGAUCUGCCCUCUGCACCGCUGCAGCUACAUGAUGAUGUCGAGUUCGACACUGGGAAGAUGCUGUCUUUCACUCCGGGUCUUGGACAGCAACUGAAUGCUAGUACAAACUUUGGCGAUCUGCAGCUCAGUCAAAAGGAAUUCAGCGGUCUGCAUCACCUGAACCUCUCUGGGCAGCAGCUCCCGUCGUUUAAUGCAACAGGAGCGACGCAUAAUCCUGAACAGUCUAGCGAAGUCAGCAGUGGCAAAAUUGGACUGAAUGCGCCGCCGUUCAUGAAUCGACAAGAGGUGGCAAAUGGCAAUGGGGCUGCUGGGAGUGGAGCUCCUAAGCCGCGCGUCAGAGCUCGCCGUGGCCAGGCAACUGAUCCGCACAGCAUUGCAGAGAGGCUCCGAAGGGAGAAGAUCUCUGACAGGAUGAAGAAUUUGCAGGAGCUCGUUCCAAACUCCAACAGGACUGACAAGGCAUCCAUGCUUGAGGAGAUCAUCGAAUACGUCAAAUUUCUCCAGUUGCAAGUCAAGGUUCUUAGCAUGAGCAGGCUGGGCGCGACGGAAGCCGUCGUCCCGCUCCUGACGGAGUCUCAGACCGAGAGCUCCGGCGGUCUUCUCCUGUCCCCGAGGUCAGGCUCAUCAGGCAGGCAGCGGGCAGGCGGAGGCAGCCUGCCGUCGUCUGAGGCCCGGGACGGCGCGGCGUUCGAGCAGGAGGUGGCGCAGCUGAUGGAGAACAACAUGACGACGGCGAUGCAGUACCUGCAGAGCAAGGGCCUGUGCCUCAUGCCCAUCGCGCUGGCGUCGGCGAUCUCGGAUCAGAAGGGGUCCUCCUCCGCCGCGGUCCAGCCGGAAAAUGGCGGCGCCAAGGAAAUGCUGCGCGCCGUGAAGCCCCUGGGAAGCCCGAUCCAAGGGAGAUGAAAUGGAGCCCUUGGGGGGCGGCUCAUCGGUGCAGUGCAGUCCCCGGCAUCAAAGCCAUCUCGAGUUUAGAUUCCCCAAGUCCUAAGUUCCUAACAGCUUGCGCCUUGUUUUUGCAUGAUCCUUUGGCAACUUGUAGCCAUGAAAUGAAACCUGGACCUAGCUUACAUGUGUUCCAUCGCAAGAACGUAUAUGAUUAUUUCUCCUCCUAA